This is a messenger RNA of Anguilla anguilla (European eel), 3242 nucleotides long. RefSeq names its product transmembrane protein 121B (gene tmem121b). The record is from RefSeq and is a predicted model, not a curated record. NCBI's taxonomy places the organism in Eukaryota, Metazoa, Chordata, Actinopteri, Anguilliformes, Anguillidae. The transcript has a single exon. Bases 145 to 1335 code for a protein of 396 amino acids.
UAUAAAAUAAAAUAAUCGGCCGAAGACACUCCAUUCCAACACUAAGGAAAAUUCCACGCCAGAAUUUUACGCAACCUUGCACCCCCUCCAUCUCUGAGCGUCUCUCACUAUGAGCAGGGGAGAAGGAGCGCCGACAUAUAUACAAUGAUCGCAGCAUCUGGAAACGAAAAUUCGGAAGCCGACUUUCCCCAGUCCGAAGCGGUGAUCUGCCCCGAGUCUCCCGUUUCCUUGUCGCCGGAAAACCGCGAGCUGUUCAUCAGAAACGCCUCGUCCAGGCGGGAUACUCAGACUUCCACCGGCAGCGCAAACCAGCAGGAAAGCAGCACCGAGCGCCUGGUUUCCUCGGCAGCUCUUGCCGCUGCCUACAUCAUGACAUCGGGGGAGUUCAUGCACACCACUCCCUUGUUCGUGCGAAGAUCCAGAAGGAACAACCUCUACAAAAUCCUCUGCUUCCUCUUCCUCCUCUUCCAGGGUGGAAUUCUAGAUUUCUACCUGAUAGUGUUCACUGAUCUCUACUGGUGCUCGUGGAUAGCCACCGACCUGGUGGUGAUGACGGGCUGGGGUAUUUUCUUUCUGAAAAACGCAAGGAGCAAACGGGAGCGAGCCUGUGGUUUUCACCAGAAGAGCUCAAUAUUCGGUUGCAACCUCGGGGAGUUCACCUACUCCUACCUCGCCUGGCUUAUAUACGUCAUUGCGUGCACCCCGAAAGUGGUGCUUAUUUUGGAGACGUCGAUUUUGGACCUGAUCACGCUCAAAGUCCCGCUCGGGAUCACCGGCUUUAAGAUAAUCAUUACACUGUCUGCACCGCUGCUCUACUGCUUAAUCAAUUCAGUCAUCGAGGACUUUAACGGGGCCACGCGCUACCACUCCCAAAGUUGCUUCCUAAGCACCUGCAUGGAUAUGCUGGACAGCUUCACCUUGAUCGAGAUGGUCCUAAUGAACGAGAUUCCUACUGUGUACCUUAAGUACACGGUCAUAUCCGUCUAUUUUAUCGCGCUGGGCGUCCCAGUGCUCUGGUUGUAUGAGCUGACAGCCUCCCAGAUGCACUGUCGGUGGAUUUGGGCAAGGUUUCUCUCCAGCGUCCUGGUUAACGCUCCCCUGCUUGUCGUCAGGUGUUUCCUGGUUUAUGUUUACAAAAUGCCCGUUUCGGUGCUGAUGUUUAAGAACAUAUUCUUCUUGGCUUGUAAGUGCCUGGAAUUGGUCGAGCAAUGUCUAACUGUUAAGGGAGCUCGGAGGUACGCCAGUAACCAAACUCAAGUGUCCCACUGCGUCUCUGAAAACGACAUGUGCCCACACGGCUAUGUCAAUACCUUGGCAGUUAACACCCAAUCUUAAAUAUAUCCGAGAGGGGAGGCGAGAUAAGGUAUUGCUUUAAAAGUCGGUUAAGUGGGACCAUUGAAAUAGCCUUACACGACGGUGUCUACCUGCAAAAUAAUUUCAACCGGUGCUACAAUCAAACACUAUAUUAGCCAAUCUACUGUUAUUAACAUUUAGUAUCUGGCAAUGACCACAGAAAUCGACAUGAGUUGCCUGUACUGGAUAUUUUGUGAUAUGAGAAUUUUGUGCGUUAUGUGGUUUGAUUGAACUCAUGAUUUGCACUUGUACAGUAUGUUGCACUUUAAUGGAAUUUAACAGGUGUGUCAUUGAUCUAACGUGAAGGUUUUGAGUGCAAUGUCUCAAAGUGACGUGACUGAAUACUAGUGUUACGGUUCAGUGUGAAUUAUUAUAUAGCUACUAUAAUCCUAAUGUCUACAAAAACAUGUUGCAUUUUCCAAAUUUCUAUUUAAUACACUUCAUCCGCAAUGGGAACUGCAAAGCGCGCUUUGCGUUAAACUGGUUUGUGCGUCUUCUAUGUUGAAUAAAUGCGUUUUUGUACAAUAGGGCUCCCCACUGAGCAGUGGACGUCGUUUCAGCGUCUCGUUUAUGAUUUUAGCUCUCAUAUAACUCAGGAUCUGUCCAGCUAACCCUAGCACACUUUCAGCCCGAGCACCGUAAUAAGCAUUAUGUAUUCAUUUUAUCGAAUCCGCCACACGCAUUGAUCAGACGCAUUGGAGAACUGUUAAAAAAUGUAGUUUCAUCUUUUUAAUAUGCCACUCAACUGGGCCCGACACGUUUUGCGUCUCUAUGGUUUUUCUGUCACAUAUUCCCCGUGCGGUUAAGCUUAGCCCACUUUCAGCCAAAGCACUAAAAUAGGCAUAAUUCUUUUCCCUUUUUUUGUUGCCAAAACCAUUAAUCAGAUUGGGGAGCUCUUAACAGUUUUUUUUUUAUCGGCUAGCAGUAUUCAAAAGAUAAUGAGGUCAUCGCCGACCCCUGGAAAACUAAAAUUAAAAUGGAAAUUGGGUUGAUGGAUAAAGUCUCCUUUGUCACAUGAAUUUUAUUCCACGAAAAAUGGUAAGAAAUAUCUCAUGCAGAAUCCACAUUUUAAAUGAACGGAUUCUAAAACCGAGUUCCCAGUCUUGUUACUUAGUAACUGAAAUGGCAUUCAAGUAAGAUGUAUGAAAAUGUAAGCCAACAUUAAUAAUCUCUCCUCAAAUGAUCAGAAACGCACUUUGUACUUGGUCCUCCACUAGAGGGCAGUAAUACACCACAAAGCGUCUCAUCAAACAAGAGGAAUUUGGACACACUAUGCGCAUCAUUUUAACUGGAGCGAUUCGCAAUUAUCGGUUUUGGGUACAUAUUAGUGUUUUUAAUUCAUCAGCCGUCAUUUUGUUUUCUUGGUUUGGAGAUAAGUGUGAUUCGAUUUGAAAACCCUAGUGAAUGUAACGCCGUCAGCUUGAGCCGAGGAACAUUAGCUAGCAAGAUCUAACGUUAGCCAACAUGACUAGAUACAGCCCAUUUAGGCUUUGUAUUCAAGUUAUUUUAGACAUUUCCUGCAACUGGGAGUGGCUUAAAAAUAUUAAUUUCUUAACCGUCGUCUUUGUCCUUCGAACACUAUUCAUGUCUUUUUGUUACUUCACGUUGCCCGAGAUACGACUAUCAGAGUCCAAUUAUCUUACGCCGUUUGACGGACUCGUGGCCGCUACAACCUACAAGAGCCAUAAUAUUUCAUAAAAGAUUGGAAAAUAUUAAUGUAUCAUGUUAGCCUAAUGAUUUUGAUGCAUUAUUAUAUUGCUAGGUUUUAGAGGUAUCGCGGUAGGCCUAGUGCUUUCCCCAUUUUUUUCUGCGCAUUUCUUCAAUAAAAAGGAUUCUUUUAAAAUAGAUUUUAAUAUUUUAAGAUUUUAAAUAGUUUUAAAAAGUGGCCU